UCCUGAAGCCAGAUUCCCGUAAACACUCCUUUUUCUGAUAAAAAUCGCCAUUAAAAUUAAUCGAUCAUUUUUUUCUAAUUCACACGAAAACCAUGACCGUAGAAACUCUGCCAUAUCAAAACCACGUAGUCUCCAAUGGAGAUCUAGCCUCAACUAACCCUAACUCUACAAAGAAAUCCAAAGAGAGCGAACGCCGUCGUCGCAGACGCAAGCAGAAGAAGAACAAGUCUCACGCACCCGACGCUUCAGCCGCCGCCGCCGCUGCAGACGGAGACGACAGCGACGCCGCCAAUGGUGAUGGUGGCGAUGCAAAGGAGAACGCCGAUCCUCAACAGGUUAUGGAGCAAGUUGUAAUUGAGUAUGUCCCUGAAAAGGCAGAGUUAGAAGAUGGCAUGGAUGAGUUCAGGAAUGUUUUUGAGAAGUUCAAUUUCCUUCAAAGUGCUGGUUCUGAGGAGAAUGAUAAAAAGGAUGAAUCAAUCCAAAAUGCAGAUGCCAAGAAGAAAACCGACUCAGAUUCAGAUUCAGAAGAAGAAGAAGAUAAUGAACAAAAGGAGAAAGGCGUGUCAAACAAGAAGAAAAAGCUUCAACGGCGGAUGAAAAUUGCUGAUUUGAAACAGAUAUGCUCCAGACCUGAUGUUGUGGAGGUCUGGGAUGCAACUUCUGCAGAUCCGAAGCUUUUAGUGUUUUUGAAGUCAUACAGAAAUACUGUUCCUGUUCCUAGACACUGGUGCCAGAAAAGGAAGUUUCUGCAGGGUAAGCGUGGUAUUGAAAAGCAACCUUUUCAACUUCCUGAUUUUAUUGCUGCAACAGGAAUUGAGAAAAUUAGACAGGCUUACAUUGAAAAGGAAGACGGUAAGAAGUUAAAACAAAAGCAACGUGAGCGGAUGCAGCCAAAGAUGGGGAAAAUGGAUAUUGACUAUCAGGUUCUCCAUGAUGCUUUUUUCAAGUAUCAAACAAAACCAAAGCUGACCAUGCAUGGUGACUUAUAUCAUGAAGGAAAAGAGUUUGAGGUAAAGCUUAGGGAGAUGAAGCCAGGCAGUCUUUCUCAAGAACUGAAAGAAGCUCUUGGUAUGCCGGAGGGUGCACCUCCUCCCUGGCUUAUUAAUAUGCAGAGAUAUGGCCCUCCUCCAUCAUAUCCACAUCUAAAAAUUCCUGGACUUAAUGCUCCUAUUCCUCCUGGAGCUAGCUUUGGAUAUCAUGCUGGUGGCUGGGGCAAGCCUCCUGUUGAUGAAUACGGGCGCCCUUUAUAUGGAGAUGUUUUUGGGGUUCAGAUACAAGAUCAGCCCAACUAUGAGGAGGAGCCAGUUGAUAAGACCAAGCAUUGGGGUGAUUUGGAGGAAGAAGAAGAGGAGGAAGAGGAGGAGGAGGAGGAGGAGGAAGAGGAGGAGGAACAGCUUGAUGAAGAGGAGUUGGAGGAUGGUGUUCAAUCUGUUGAUAGCCUUUCAAGCACACCAACUGGAGUUGAGACUCCUGAUGUUAUUGACCUUCGCAAGCAGCAGAGAAAGGAACCUGAGAGGCCUCUUUAUCAAGUUCUUGAAGAAAAACAAGAGAGAAUUGCUGCAGGGACUCUACUUGGAACAACACACACAUAUGUGGUUAACACUGGCACCCAGGACAAGACAGCAGCCAAAAGGGUUGAUCUGCUUAGAGGUCAGAAAACAGAUAGAGUUGAUGUUACUCUACUACCUGAAGAAUUGGAAGUUAUGGAUAAUGUCUUACCCUCGAAAUAUGAGGAAGCAAGAGAGGAGGAGAAGCUACGUAGUCAGCGAGAGGAUUUCAGUGACAUGGUUGCAGAGAAUGAGAAGAAGAGGAAGCGUAAGAUGCAGGAAAAGGACGGGAAAUCGAAGAAAAAGGAUUUCAAAUUCUAAGGUGGUUAUGCUUAGGCUAUUUAUUAGAAAUGGAGGUCAACAGUCUUGAGGGAAUUAAUUACAAGCAUAUUCUGGUUAUAAUUCUGCCUGCACCAAAACACUUGCAUGAGAUGAUUUCUUGAAUUCUCAGCUUUGUUGUAUGGGUUUUGAUAUAAUAUGUUGAAGAGCCACCAGCAAAAAAUAUGAAUAGAACUAGCAAGCUUACGUAAGCUUUGCUUGUAUGAGAGUA
This is a messenger RNA of Populus nigra (black poplar), 2097 nucleotides long. RefSeq lists its product as uncharacterized. The transcript is spliced from 18 exons. Bases 93 to 1868 code for a protein of 591 amino acids. Lineage: Eukaryota; Viridiplantae; Streptophyta; Magnoliopsida; Malpighiales; Salicaceae. Gene Ontology annotation, biological process: mRNA splicing, via spliceosome. The record is from RefSeq and is a predicted model, not a curated record. Gene Ontology annotation, cellular component: U2-type spliceosomal complex; U12-type spliceosomal complex; nucleus.